Molecule: messenger RNA, 339 nt
Organism: Eurypyga helias (sunbittern)
Lineage: Eukaryota; Metazoa; Chordata; Aves; Eurypygiformes; Eurypygidae
Product: dolichyl-diphosphooligosaccharide--protein glycosyltransferase subunit DAD1-like
Exons: 2
Biological process (GO): protein N-linked glycosylation
Cellular component (GO): membrane; oligosaccharyltransferase complex
Source: RefSeq, a predicted model, not a curated record
AUGUCGGGGGUGGCGGGUUGUAGCGUGGGGGCUGCGGGCUCAGUGGGCUCGGUGGUGCGGCGUUUCCUGGCGGAGUAGCGGGCCGCCCUCAAGGUGCUGGACGCCUACCUUGUCUACGUGCUGCUCAGCGGGGCGCUCCAGUUCGGCUACUGCCUUGGCGUCGGCACCUUCCCUUUCAACUCUUUCCUCAGCGGCUUUCUCUCCGCCGUCGGCAGCUUCAUCCUUGGCGAUCAACCCCAAAACAAAGGCGAGUUCCAAGGCAUUUCACCAGAUGGGGCACUUGCUGGUUUCCCCUUUGCCAACAACAUCCUCCAUCUUGUUGUCAAUUUUGUUGCCUGA